Dioscorea cayenensis subsp. rotundata (Guinea yam) is the source of this 885-nucleotide messenger RNA. RefSeq names its product methyl-CpG-binding domain-containing protein 4-like. The transcript has 2 exons. Gene Ontology annotation, molecular function: DNA binding; zinc ion binding. The record is from RefSeq and is a predicted model, not a curated record. The coding region runs from base 151 to 669 and encodes 172 amino acids. Lineage: Eukaryota; Viridiplantae; Streptophyta; Magnoliopsida; Dioscoreales; Dioscoreaceae.
UCUCUGUUUCCAAGGAUUUUUCUUUUCUUUUUUUUUUUCAGCUUUCAAUCCUCUCUUUGGGUGCCCUAGCUGAGAGACAACGAAGCCCUUUGCCCACCGAGAUCCCAUUCUCGCAAGUGAUCCGGUGGUGGAAACGGCGGCCACGCGAUCAUGUCCAAGUUUUUGGAGAGAUGUAAAGGUAACAAAGAUUCGGUCGGAGCAUAUGCAGUUCAAUGUGGAGAAUGUUCCAAAUGGAGGUUUAUUCCAACAAAAGAAGAGUUUGAGAGCAUCAGACAUAAUUUUAUUGAAAACCCGUGGUACUGCAACAAGAAACCUGGUGUGACUUGUGAUGAUCCCGCUGAUUUAGAGUAUGACAACACUCGUAUCUGGGUUUUUGAUAAGCCUAACAUCCCUAAGGCACCCCCGAACACUGAGCGGAUGUUGAUAAUGAGAAGGGAUUGCUCAAAAAUGGAUGCUCAUUAUAUAAUGCCAAAUGGGAAGAAAGUGAGAAGUGGUGUGGAGGUAGAAAAGUUUCUUGAAGCAUAUCCUGAAUACAAAGGUAAAAUUUCCCCAUCCAGCUUCUCAUUUACCGUUCCAAAGGUUAUGGAUGAAAGAUCUCCUAGAAAGUUUGAAGCGAAAGCUUCUCCCAGUAGUAACAAGAGGCUGAAGAUUUCAACCAAAAAGGAGUAAUGCUUCUCUUUCGCUGAAUAACUAGUUAACGACCCAUUCCAAUGUGAAAAUUUUCAAGCAUGAAAAUCUUUUUGUAGAAUAAUGUCGAUAAUUCCAUGUUUUGUGUAUAUAUAGUUCUGACAGUGCUCGAACGGGUUGUCUGUUUUGGUUUGCUUUGAUGUUAGGGCUUCUGCGAUUACAGUUAUAAUUUUAUUGCUGUUGAUGCUUUGAUGCUUC